Schistocerca gregaria is the source of this 3835-nucleotide messenger RNA. RefSeq names its product splicing factor 3B subunit 1-like. Lineage: Eukaryota; Metazoa; Arthropoda; Insecta; Orthoptera; Acrididae. Gene Ontology annotation, biological process: spliceosomal complex assembly. The record is from RefSeq and is a predicted model, not a curated record. Gene Ontology annotation, molecular function: mRNA binding. Gene Ontology annotation, cellular component: U12-type spliceosomal complex; U2-type prespliceosome; catalytic step 2 spliceosome.
GGAGGAUUCGCUCACUGGUGUAUGAGUAGACAUUCCGAACUGAAGGGGAUUUGAGAGGCGAUUCGAGGUUCAGCUUCGAUGUCAGAGGACGUGGAUUCAGAGAUUCGGAAGGCGCAGAUAGAGCGCCUGAAGGAGCAGGGGGCGCUGGUUGGACUGGGGUCUAGUGGUGGGUACGACGCGGAGUUGUACGAGAAGCCGUCGGCGUACGAGACGCACAUAGAGUUUUGCGCGGAGGAGGCGCAGGAGGAGCAGGCGGGGGAGGGGAGGAGGAGGUUGCCGACGUACACGGCGCCCGACACGGUGUACAGGGACUUGGACAGGUCCGAGGAGGAGGAGGACGUGUUUAGGCCGUACCGUCGGAAGACGGUGGCGGAGACGGAGGACGAGUACCACGCGCAGGUGAGGGGCGAGUUUUCGAAGGCGAGUGGGAGGGUGGUGGGGGCGAGGAGUUACAGGGAGGUGUUGGAGGAGACGUUGUUGGAGAAGGAGGAGAGGGAGUUGAGGGUGGAGUUGGCGAGGAAGGAGAGGGAGCAGCAGAGUGGGGGGGCGAGGGAGGAGGGGGGGGCGAGGAAGAGGAGUCGUUGGGACGUGGCGAGCGCGUUGAGUUUGGAGGGGGGGAGGGCGAGGGAGGAGGGGGGGGUGGAGCAGCCGAGACAGAAGAAGGCGAGCAGGUGGGACCAGACGCCGGCGGAUUUGGCGAGUGGGGGACAGGGGGGGUCGAAGAAGGCGAGCAGGUGGGAUCAGACGCAGGUGGAGCCGGCGCAGGAGGGGCAGGCGACGCCGAGGAAGAGGAGCAGGUGGGACCAGACGCCGGUGAUGGUGGGCAGUGGGAUGCAGGGGGGGUUGGCGCCGACGCCGGUGGUGACGUCGACGUCGGCGAUGGAGACGCCGGUGGUGGCGUUGGGCGUGGGGCCGGCGGCGCACAUGAUGACGCCAGAGGUGUACCAGACGAUAAGGAGGGACGCGGAGAUACAGAAGUUGAACAGGCCGUUGUCGAGGGAGGAGUUGAACCAGAUGUUGCCGGGCGAGGCGGAGGGGUUCGCGAUAGUGGAGCCGCCGGCGUCGUACUUGGCGACGAAGGCGCAGUCGAGACAGGCGGAGACGCCGAUGACGACGCCGAUGUUCACGAUAUCUGGCGUGGACACGCACGGCUUGGGGAUAGUGGACGCGAACGCGUUUGGGGUGUCGAUAGAGUUGGGAGAGGGCUUGCCGGAGCUGAGGCCAGAGGACAGGCCCUUUUUCGAGAAGUUGUUGGACGGCAAGGACGCGUCGCAGUUGACGCCGGAGCAGGUGAAGGAGAGGAGGGUGCUGAAGUUGCUGCUGAAGGUGAAGAAUGGCAUGCCGCUGCAGAGGAAGCAGGCGUUGCGCCAGCUGUCGGACAAGGCGAGGGAGUUUGGGCCGAGCGUGCUGUUCGACAAGAUUUUGCCGCUGUUGAUGUCGCCGACGCUGAUGGACCAGGAGCGUCACUUGUUGGUGAAGGUGAUAGACCGCGUGUUGUACAAGUUGGAGGAUUUGGUGAGGCCGUACGUGAGGGAAAUUUUGGCGGUGAUCCAGCCGCUGCUGAUAGACCCGGACUACUACGCGAGGAUAGAGGGCAGGGAGGUGAUAUCGAAUUUGGCGAAGGCGGCGGGCCUGUACACGAUGAUUAAGGAGAUGAGGCCGACGAUAGACAGCAGCACGGAGUUCGUGAGGAACACGACGGCGAGGGCGUUCGCGGUGGUGGCGGCGGCGCUGGGGCCGCCGCAGCUGUUGCUGUUCUUGAGGGCGGUGUGCCAGAGCAAGAAGAGCUGGCAGGCGAGGCACACGGGCAUAAAGAUAGUGCAGCAGAUGGCGAUUUUGCUGGGGUGCGCGAUUUUGCCGUAUUUGGGCUCGCUGGUGGACAUCAUAGCGCACGGACUGCAGGACGAGCACCGGAGCGUGAAGAUCAUGACGGCGCUGGCGAUCGCGGCGCUGGCGGAGGCGUCGGCGCCGUACGGGAUAGAGAGGUUCGACGCGGUGCUGAAGCCGCUGUUUUACGGGAUUCGCCAGACGCACGGGAAGGUGUUGGCGGCGUUUUUGAAGGCGAUAGGGUACCUGGUGCCGCUGAUGGACGCGGAGCACGCGAACUACUACUCGAAGGAGGUGAUGACGGUGCUGGUGAGGGAGUUCAUGAGUCCGGACGACGAGAUGAAGAAGAUCGUGCUGAAGGUGAUCAAGCAGUGCGUGGGGACGGAGGGGGCGGAGGCGAGCUACAUAAGGCAGGAGAUAUUGCCGCCGUUCUUCGUGCACUUUUGGGUGAACCGGAUGGCGCUGGACACGAGGAACUACAGGGAGGUGGUGGACACGACGGUGGAGCUGGCGAACAAGGUGGGCGCGCCGGACGUGGUGAAGAAGUUGGUGGAGGGGCUGAAGGCGGAGUCGGAGCCGUUCAGGAAGAUGGCGGCGGAGACGAUCGACAAGAUCUUGACGCGCCAGGGCGCGGCGGAGCUGAGCGACCGGCUGGUGUACUCGCUGGUGGACGGGCUGUUGUACGCGUUCCAGAUACAGACGGACGACAGCGCGGUGGUGCUGUCGUCGUUCGCGAGGGUGAUCAACCAGCUGGGGCUGAGGUCGAAGCCGUACCUGCUGCAGAUCAAGGGGGUGAUCGCGCACCGCCUGACGAACCGGAUCCCGCAGGUGCGGCAGCUGGCGUGCGACCUGAUCGCGAAGAUCGCGUCGGUGAUGAAGCUGUGCAACGAGGAGGCGAUGAUGGGCCACCUGGGCGUGAUCCUGUUCGAGAACCUGGGAGAGGAGUAUCCGGACGUGCUGGGGUCGAUUCUGGGGGCGCUGAAGUCGAUCGUGAACGUGAUCGGGAUGAACAAGAUGACGCCGCCGAUCAACGACCUGCUGCCGCGGCUGACGCCGAUCCUGAAGAACCGCAAGGAGAAGGUGCAGGAGAACUGCAUCGACCUGGUGGGGAGGAUCGCGGACCGCGGGAAGGACUACGUGCACCCGAGGGAGUGGGUGCGGAUCUGCUUCGAGCUGCUGGAGAUGCUGAAGGCGCACAAGAAGGGGAUUCGCCGCGCGGCGGUGGCGACGUUCGGGUACAUCGCGGCGGCGGUGGGCCCAGCGGAGGUGCUGUCGACGCUGCUGAACAACCUGCGCGUGCAGGACCGCCAGAACCGCGUGUGCACGACGGUGGCGAUCGCGAUCGUGGCGGAGACGUGUCAGCCGUACACGGUGCUGCCCGCUCUGAUGAACGAGUACCGCGUGCUGGAGCUGAACGUGCAGAACGGCGUGCUGAAGGCGAUGAGCUUUCUGUUCGAGUACAUCUCGGAGAUGGGGAAGGACUACAUCUACGCGGUGACGCCGCUGCUGGAAGACGCGCUGAUGGACCGGGACACGGUGCACCGACAGACGGCCUGCUCGGUGGUCAAGCACAUCUCUCUCGGCGUGGCCGGCCUGGGCGCCGAAGACGCCCUGACGCACCUGCUGAACUACGUGUGGCCGAACAUUUUCGAGACGUCGCCGCACGUGAUCAACGCCGUGAUCGAGGCGAUAGACGGGCUGCGCGUGGCGCUCGGCGCGCCGAUACUGAUGCAGUACCUGCUGCAGGGGCUGUUCCACCCCGCGAGGAAGGUGAGGCAGACGUACUGGAAGCUCUACAACAACAUGUACAUUGGCGCGGUGGACAGCAUGGUGCCCUCGUUUCCGCGUCUCCCCGACGACGAGCGCAACUACUACUCGCGGCCCGAGCUAGACCUGUUCGUCUGAGCGCGCGCCUCUCCCCCCCGGACCUCUUUCGAAAACGGAAAAAAAGAGAAAAGAAAAAAAAGGAAAAAGAAGCAAGUCGUAUCGCACUUCAUUUUUGGUAGCG